This is a messenger RNA of Poecilia latipinna (sailfin molly), 2885 nucleotides long. RefSeq names its product lysosome membrane protein 2. The record is from RefSeq and is a predicted model, not a curated record. The transcript is spliced from 13 exons. The coding region runs from base 299 to 1849 and encodes 516 amino acids. Gene Ontology annotation, molecular function: scavenger receptor activity. Gene Ontology annotation, biological process: receptor-mediated endocytosis; protein targeting to lysosome. Gene Ontology annotation, cellular component: lysosome; membrane; cytoplasm. Lineage: Eukaryota; Metazoa; Chordata; Actinopteri; Cyprinodontiformes; Poeciliidae.
UUCAUGUGCUUCAGUCUGACACAGAAAAGGAACCGCCUGGUUUCAUUAGUCAUACGACUGCCUCCCUGCAGAGCCUGUAACUCGUGGUGGGACACCUCUCGCAAACCCUGUUCAAAAACUUUCCCUCAACUUUUCUACUGGGCAAAGUUACUUUAAAAAAAAAGAAAAGAAAAAGCAAAAGGCACACUUUUUUGUGUGUGUUUGCUGGAGAAAGGGCGUAAAACUUUCUCGGUGAAAGAAAGUUAACCUGUCCAUCCAUCCUUCCAGCGUUCAGUCUUGCUGCUUGCAUCUGCCAACAAUGACGCGAAGAUCCUGCGCUAUCUACACGGUGGGGGCCAUCUGCGCCCUCCUGCUGGUCAGUGGAAUCGCCUUGAUGGUGGCUCAAGUAUUCCGCAAUUUGAUGCACAAACGCCUGAAAAAGGAAAUUGUUUUAGUGGAAGGUAGCCGCGUGUUCGAGUCAUGGAAAGCCCCUCCCCCUCCUGUCUUCAUGGAGUUUUUCUUCUUUAAUGUGACCAAUGUAGAAGAGAUCCUUAAAGGGGAAAAACCGGAAGUCAAGCAGAUUGGACCCUACACCUACAGAGAGUACAGGUAUAAGGACAAUGUCACCAUGUUGGACAAUAAUACAAAGGUGUCGGCGUACAAUGCCAAAAGCUUUGUGUUUCUGAGGGAUAAGUCUGUUGGUGACCCAGAUGUCGAUAACAUCACCACUGUCAACAUCCCCCUUUGGGCUGCAAUGAACAAGGCCCAGGGAUACAAGAGCUUUCUUUUGAACUUCAUGAUAACCAGCACCAAAAGUCAUCCCUUCACCACUCGAACUGUUCAGGAAUUACUUUGGGGUUAUGAAGAUGCUUUGUUGAACCGCAUAGCCUCAUCCGGUACUGAUGUGGAGAGGGUUUUCGGCCUCAUGUACAAGAAAAAUGAAAGCAGCGACGGAGAAUUUGUCUUCCACACAGGAACGCAGAACUACUUAGAUUACGCACGCAUCGAAACGUAUAAAGGGGAAAGGAUGCUCAAAUACUGGUCAACUAAUGAGAGCAACCGCAUCCUUGGAUCAGACGGAAGUGCUUUCCAUCCCUUGCUAAACAAGAGCGAACGUCUUUAUGUCUUCUCUCCAGACCUGUGCAGGUCUAUCUACAUGGAGUUUGAGAAGGACGUUGAGGUGAAAGGACUCCCCGCCUACCGCUUCACACCUCCCCGCUCUGUUUUGGCCAGCAAGGAAGAGAACCCGGCCAACGAAGGUUUCUGCGUCACCCCUACAGAGUGCCUGGGAACUGGGGUCCUCAAAGUCAGCCCCUGUCGGCAAGGUGCCCCCGUUGUUGCCUCUUUUCCUCAUUUCUACCUGGGAGAAGAUAAAUAUAUAGAAGCGAUUGGAGGAAUGUCUCCUCAAAGGCAUCAUCACCAAACGUUUUUAGACCUCAACCCGACAACUGGAGUGGUUGUGCGUGCAAGCAAAAGAGCUCAGGUUAACAUCUUGAUCAACAGAAUCUUUGGAUACCCAGACACUAAAUCAUUGAAAGAAACAAUCUUCCCUGUUAUGUUCCUCAAUGAGAGUGUGGAGAUCGAUGAUGCCUCAGCAGCGAAGGUGAACAAGCUGCUCAUGAUUGUCAAUGUGGGCUCCAACUUCCCACUCAUUAUUAUGGGACUAGGCGGGAUAAUGCUUAUUGUCUUCAUCGUCCUCCUGAUCAGGGCCCAUCAACAGAAGAAAAGAGUUAAGCGCAUUGUGUUUACCAAGGCUGCCUAUGCUACCACGAAUGAAGAGGACACCUCCUAUUCACCAGUCAACACUAAGGAGAAGGACGAUAGCCAAAAUGGAAACUACAUUGGCAUGACGACUAAAACAGAGCAAUAAACCUGGGAAAGAAGGACAGGAUGGAGCUGCGAGACAGGGCGGUGUGGCAUCCUUUUUCAUUUUAAGCACAAUGUAUUAAAUUUCCUUGGUUAAGCACAUGCCACCUACAGUCCAGGUGUAGCCACCGGGAUCCUAAAAGCUUUCCCUUUUUAGGUUAUGUGCCACCAAUCUGUUUUUAACUGGCUGGAUUCUUGUCUCAGUCAGAGCUCAGUGCUGUCAGAUUAUGACGUGCUCCUAAGCCAGGCACCAAGUGUUAUUUAGGGAAGCAGCUCAUUGGUAUCUGUAAAUGUAGUAUUUGUAAACCAGAGUCGUCGCUCUCAGGGGGUCUCCUGCCAAGCUGCUGUCAAACAUUAUUGAGAGACACAAAACUGCAAGCAAUCUCUGUUUUUCUAAAGACAUUUCAAUCAGUUCAGUGUCAUUUUGUCCAAUUUCCCUUUGAUUCACUCAGUGUUGCAAAAACAUUUAUUAUUUUAUAUGUAUAUGUAGUCAAUUUAGGACUACCUACAUAUAGUCAUGAUGUGAAGUGAGUUUCUUGUAUAUACUGGGGGAGUUGAACAACUUUUUGUUGUUGUUAGCAUGUGACCGGGACAAAACUCAAACAAAACAAAGUGUAUUUGGAUUGUUCAAAUUUUGUAAAGUUAGGCAUUUCAUGCAGUUUUUACUGUAAAUGUUUAUGUAGAAAUAUUUGAGUAUAGAACAUUUCAAGCCCUUAAAGUGAUAACUCAGGAUUUUUGCGGAAAAAGUUUUGCUUGAAGGUUUUCGCUAACAUCUAAUCUGCAGUAGAUAAGUAUCCUAAUGUAUUUAUUUAAAGUGAAUCCAGGUUAAUUAAUACAAGAAGCGAAAGGUGACGGCAAGCCCAAAAAAACUCCCUUCACUCCCUAACAGUAUUUUGAGAACUCUUAAACGGUUUUAUAUUUUACAUCAGACAUUUAUUUACAGAAAACUAUAUGAUUAGUUUGACAAGAAGUCAACAUAGGAAUGGCACAUUUGAAGCUUUUCAAGUCAAAGUAGCUGCAUAAUAGAAAAGUCAAGCAGA